Messenger RNA from Prunus mume (Japanese apricot), 1494 nucleotides. Its product is annotated as peptide methionine sulfoxide reductase A5. Gene Ontology annotation, molecular function: peptide-methionine (S)-S-oxide reductase activity. The record is from RefSeq and is a predicted model, not a curated record. Lineage: Eukaryota; Viridiplantae; Streptophyta; Magnoliopsida; Rosales; Rosaceae. Gene Ontology annotation, biological process: cellular response to oxidative stress. Gene Ontology annotation, cellular component: cytoplasm.
UUCUCUCCUCUGGAACUGAGUCGUUAAAUCUUUCGUUCCAGAUCCAGAUCGAUACCGUACCGCGAUUGGUACUCUCGAUCCAGAUCAGAAUUCGUAGGGGGUGAGCGAAUCCAAACACAUUGGAGGAGUUGAUGUGUGCUCAAACUUGGUUAUCAACUUUGUGAAAGCAUUGUAGCUUCGAAAAAGGGGCAUUUUCUAAAGUCUCAUGCCUUCCUCUUUCAGACAAAGCCAAUGGCUUUUCUUGGCAGCAGCGUUUCCCUUAGCAGUCUACUAGCAACGCUGAUGCUCCUGAUUAUUCUAGCAGCCGAGAGGCGGGUCUGCAUCAGGAUCCCAGAACGGAUCAUUGAAACCGCAGGAGACGUACCCAACAACCAGUCCUUGAAAACAGCAGUUUUCGCUCUGGGAAGCUUUUGGAGAUCUGAAGCUGUCUUUGGGUGCUUGAAUGGGGUUGUACAGACCACUGUCGGUUACGCUGGCGGAUCCAAAAUCAACCCUGAGUACAGAAGCUUGGGUGAUCAUGCUGAGUCUGUCCAGGUUAUAUACGAUCACAGGCUUAUUAGCUUUAGGCAACUUUUGGAGAUUUUCUGGUCAAGUCAUGAUUAUCGGCAAGUAUUUGGGCAAGGUCCUGAUGUGGGUAACCAAUACAGAUCUAUCAUUUUCACAAACGGAACUGAAGAGUCCAGAUUGGCUGCUGUGAGCAAAGAGAGAGAACAAACUAAAUCAAAGAGCAGCAGUGUAACUACUCAAAUCCUACCACUUGGAACAUUUUAUUCUGCUGAGCCUGAACAUCAGAAGUUUGAGCUGAAGCGUAGGCCAUUUCUUCUCCAAUUAAUUGGAAACUUGCCUGAAGAGGAACUUGAGAGGUCAAGAUUGGCUGCAAAACUGAAUGGCUAUGCUGCAGAGCUUUGUCCUCCAAAAAUUCAGAGGCAGAUUGAUGCAAAGAUCAAUGAAAUUAUUAAAAAAGGAUGGCCUAUUUUGAGAGACUUGUUUGUUGACCUCCUACGGUGUAUAGUAUCCUCUGAUCAUUCAUUCGAAAUCUUAUGUUGUCAACUGUGAAUUUUGACCACACUUUCACGCAUUUAGGCAAGAGACAACUUGAUCGGUGGUCCAACUUUACGGUCUGUAAACAUAAGUAUCAUGACCAAUUGUCCAAAUUUACAGUUCUGCAAGAGAAUAUUCUCCAAUAAUUUAGUUUGUUCUUGUCUGAAUUCAUGAUCCCAUAUGUCUCCAUCUGAUGGACAGGUUUUUUGGGUUCUGAGAAGGAUUGACAGUGUUCUUUUGAGGUGAGGAUUAGGAAUAUGGAGUGCAAUUAUUUCAGUUCAAGAUUGAUCCGUUCGAACAUGUCUCGUCCAACUUAAGUGUGUUUAGUCAGUAUUUGGAGCAUUGUUCAUACUUUUUCUUUUUAUUUGGUUCAGAGAUUUGAAUCGCAAAGUCUCCCCGUACUCACAUGUGACUCAUGUUUGGGGUAUAUAGGAUUUUUGCACAUUUUCUCUC